CCCCGCGAUCGCUAUGUAGCUUGCGUGGUAGCAGACGCUUAUCAGGAGAUGAAACGCUGUGGGAAGAGGGGUUAAGUAUAAGAGACUAGACGCCCGCGAAUUUGGAUGCUGGGAAAGUUACUUGUGCCUGGUUCUUGUUUGUGUGCUCUGCGUUAUUGAUACUUGCUUCUUAUUAUAUCUGCUGCCUGAACGCAAAUAAGUCUAUUCACAAUGUCGCUGGGUAGAAAGUUCAAGCUCAAUUCCGGGCAUGAGAUUCCAGCUGUCGGUCUUGGAACCUGGUUGUCUAAACCAAAUGAAGUCGAGGAUGCCGUUGAAGUCGCGCUUCGAGCUGGAUACCGACACAUCGACGCAGCCGCUGUUUACCAAAACGAGGCGGAAGUAGGCAGAGGCUGGAAGAAGUCGGGAGUGCCAAGAGAGCAAAUAUUCAUCACCAGCAAACUGUGGAACAGUCACCACCACCCGGACCACGUCGAGGAAGGGCUUAACAAGACCUUGAAAGACCUACAGACUGAUUAUCUUGACCUCUACCUUAUCCAUUGGCCAAUUGCUUUUGAGCACAGUGACGAGACACUCUUCCCUAUUGACCCAGUCACCAAGCGCUUCCGUCUGGCAGACAUUCCCGUUUCUGAUACCUGGGCUGCCCUCGAGAAGCUUGUCAAGGCUGGAAAGAUCCGCAGCAUUGGAAUCAGCAACUUCACUAUUACGGAGACGGAAAAGCUGCUCAAGACCGCUACCAUUCCCCCGGCCGUGAACCAAAUCGAAGCGCAUCCUUACCUGCAACAGCCUGAGCUAUUGAAGUGGCACAAGGAGAAGAACAUCCUCGUUGUCGCCUACAGUCCUCUCGGAAACAACAUUUACAACCUGCCUCGCGUCGUCGAUGACCCUGCCAUCCAGGAAAUCGCCAAGAAGCUUGGAAAGGAUCCUGCACAACUGCUUAUCUCGUGGGCAAUCCAGCGCGGUACGGCCGUCUUGCCGAAGAGUGUCACUCCCGCUAGAAUUCAGAGCAACUUCCAAGAUUUCGUCAUUCCCGAUGAAGACUUCGAGGCUCUUAACAAGCUUGACCGUGGUCAACGGUACAACUUCCCCUUCCGCUGGGGUAAGGAUAUUUUUGGAGAAAUUGGAGACGCAGAAGCGGAGAGGCGCGCAGAAGAGUUUGCUGCGGAGCAAAGAGCAAAGGCAUAAAUGUCUGCUUUGCCAUAGUUAAGUGUUACAUUCUAGACGAAUACAAUAAUGUAUAUG
Molecule: messenger RNA, 1239 nt
Organism: Paecilomyces variotii
Lineage: Eukaryota; Fungi; Ascomycota; Eurotiomycetes; Eurotiales; Thermoascaceae
Product: aldo/keto reductase family protein
Exons: 7
Coding region: 211-1182 (323 amino acids)
Cellular component (GO): cytosol
Molecular function (GO): aldose reductase (NADPH) activity
Source: RefSeq, a predicted model, not a curated record